GACUCUCCUCGUAUACGUGGCAGAGAGGGGUGGCAGUCGAUCUUGACGGGCUGUGGCGGACGGCUGUUUCGGGAUACGAGCAACGGCUUACAACUUGACGGCGGAGUUUGAAACCUUUUUUCACUUGUCUCAUUUUCUCCCAACUAUUGCUUCUUCCAUUUCCCUUGGCAGCUUCUAUGCAUUGGCUCCCUAAUUCAAUUCUUAAUCUAAAAAGUUCCGAUUGUAUUGGCUGCAUGUGUGUGUUUUGUUUGUCUAGACUAGACUCCAUAAUUUUCUCUCCCGUAGGCAAACCUUCGAAAUUGCAAGUCUCACAGGAUGGGAAUGGGCCUCAUUCCACACCCGGGCUUGCGCGUACCACCCGUCCUCUGCCCUUAUCACAGCCAAUCAGACGCACAUGUCUGACCAGAAACCGUUACGAAACACUGCAGCUUUCGGCCAAAAAGAAGAAAAAAGAAUGGAGGAAACCAGGUAAAACAAGGAAUGAAAUAAAACAGAAAUAUGCUUCGAGCCGUUCCGCGCCUCAGUUCGGCCUGGCUGCUCGCCCAGCUGGUGCAAAAUUCAAUCGCCUUUGGGGAGAGCAAAAAGGCAAAGCCCCAACCCAAUUUCUUGCGCGAAGAACGUGUUGCUUUCUCCGGGGCACGGGUCAUACAAACGUCAUGAUUCCACAACGCCAAGUUGCUACGAACAUGUCCAGUUCUUUUUUUCCUCCUUGUUUUUUUUGCCCGGGACAAAGACGCCUCUACGCCCUCUCUGGAAGUGGAAGGGCCAUAAAAAAAAAACAAAAGGGCCAAGCAAAUGUUUGGCCCAAGCCACGGGGAAGCCGCAGGGAUUGGUCCACUUGAGGCGCAGCCCGUGCGGAUUACGACAUGUGAGACAGCUUAUUGUAUACAGUGUCUCUGGUAUAGCUUGUGUGCUUGUUUUUCCUCUUUCUAAUUUUUAUUAUUCUUUUUUAUCCUUUUAUGCGUGUGUGUAUGUCUCUCUGUCUUUGCCGUAUCCCGUUUCUGGGGCGAUAACUCGAGGGAAGAUCGCCGAGCUCUGCCCAUGUACACGAGGGGCGUCUAAUUGGGGAAAAUUGCCUAAUCAGGACGAACAUUGACAUUCCAUGACCAGACACAGAGUCAUUAGAGCC
Molecule: messenger RNA, 1129 nt
Organism: Trichoderma harzianum CBS 226.95
Lineage: Eukaryota; Fungi; Ascomycota; Sordariomycetes; Hypocreales; Hypocreaceae
Exons: 1
Coding region: 177-842 (221 amino acids)
Source: RefSeq, a predicted model, not a curated record